Messenger RNA from Malania oleifera, 1807 nucleotides. RefSeq names its product protein DETOXIFICATION 35. The transcript is spliced from 7 exons. The record is from RefSeq and is a predicted model, not a curated record. Gene Ontology annotation, molecular function: antiporter activity; xenobiotic transmembrane transporter activity. Gene Ontology annotation, cellular component: membrane. NCBI's taxonomy places the organism in Eukaryota, Viridiplantae, Streptophyta, Magnoliopsida, Santalales, Ximeniaceae. Gene Ontology annotation, biological process: xenobiotic detoxification by transmembrane export across the plasma membrane. The coding region runs from base 103 to 1563 and encodes 486 amino acids.
GCACCCGACCGCAUGUACCUUACAGCUGAUUUUAUUUAAUUAUAUCCCAUCCUUCCUUCAUCCACGCCUUCUACUCCUGUACGCACGCACCGUCGCCGGCAAAUGGAGGCGCCCCUGCUGAACGGCGUCGCUGCCGGAGACUACCGGCCGGCAAGGAGGGCAGGAGAGUUGAAGAGCGUGGCGUGGACGGAGACGGUGAAGCUGUGGAGAAUAGCGGGUCCCAUAGCCUUCAACAUACUGUGCCAGUACGGCGUCAACUCCGCCACCAACAUCUUCGCGGGUCACCUCGGCGAACUCCAGCUCUCCGCCGUCGCCAUCUCUCUCUCCGUCAUCGGCACCUUCUCCUUCGGCUUCAUGCUUGGCAUGGGAAGCGCCCUGGAGACGCUGUGCGGUCAAGCAUUCGGCGCAGGCCAAAUCGACCUGCUCGGCGUUUACAUGCAACGCUCAUGGAUAAUCUUGUGGAUCUCCUGCUUCUUCCUCCUCCCCAUUUACGCCUUCGCCGCCCCAAUCCUCAAACUCCUCGGCCAGGAACCCGACAUCGCCGACCUCGCCGGCGAGUUCACUCUCCAAGUCAUCCCUCAGCUCUUCUCGCUCGCCAUAACUUUUCCCACCCAGAAGUUCCUGCAGGCGCAGAGCAAGGUCGGCGUGCUGGCGUGGAUCGGGCUCGUCGCCCUCGUCGCGCACAUCGGCCUGCUCUGGCUCUUCGUUUUCGCGUUCGGCUGGGGCACGGCUGGGGCGGCCGCCGCAUUUGACAUCUCCAGCUGGGCGACUGCGGUGGCGCAAGUCGUGUAUGUGGUGGGUUGGUGCAGGGAAGGAUGGAAGGGACUGUCCCUGUCCGCGUUUAAGGACAUUUGGGCAUUCGUCAGGCUCUCCCUCGCCUCUGCCGUUAUGCUCUGUUUGGAGGUUUGGUACUUGAUGAGCAUAAUCAUUCUCACUGGCCAUCUCGACAAUGCCGUGAUAGCGAUUGGAUCUCUUUCCAUCUGUACAAAUUUGAAUGGGUUGGAAGCCAUGCUGUUUAUUGGAAUAAAUGCUGCCAUAAGCGUUCGAGUAUCGAACGAACUCGGGUUGGGCCGUCCAAGAGCAGCGAAAUACUCUGUUUAUGUCACGGUCUUCCAAUCUCUCCUCAUUGGGCUGCUAUUCAUGAUUGUUAUCUUGAUAACGAGAGACUAUUUUGCCGUCAUCUUCACCAGCAGCAAGGAACUGCAAGCCGCCGUCCCUCACUUGGCAUACCUUCUUGGCUUAACCAUGGUCCUUAACAGCGUGCAGCCAGUGAUAUCCGGAGUUGCCAUUGGAGGUGGAUGGCAAGCAUUGGUGGCUUACAUAAACUUGGGUUGUUACUACAUUUUCGGGCUCCCUCUUGGGUUCGUCUUAGGCUACAAGGCAAAGUUGGGAGUGAUGGGAAUUUGGGGAGGCAUGAUUUGUGGAACUGCUCUCCAGACCUUGCUGCUCUUGAUUGUUCUAUACCGAACCAAUUGGAACAAGGAGGUGGAGCAAACACUGGAGCGGAUGCGGAAGUGGGGAGGGCAGGAAAUCAAAGCUGAGAAAAUGGCUGAUGGUAUAUGAAAUCAGUUCAUCUAAACAAAAAUUGAACCAUUUUUUAUGCUUUUCCCCUGUUUUUGGUGCCUCAUAUGGACGGAACAGAGCACUUUUGUGUCCACUUUGUGUUAUUUUUUUUCUUCAAAAAAAUUCAUAGCCAAAGCUCUAUCGAGGCAAGGCGCACCUUCAAAUUUCAUUUUAGGUUUUAGCUUCCAUCUCUCAUUCGUAGUCACCUCUUUUUGAGAAAUAUAUAUUUUCUAAUUGUUCUUCA